Marmota monax (woodchuck) is the source of this 2485-nucleotide messenger RNA. It is a transcript of the gene Rccd1, whose product is annotated as RCC1 domain containing 1. The record is from RefSeq and is a predicted model, not a curated record. NCBI's taxonomy places the organism in Eukaryota, Metazoa, Chordata, Mammalia, Rodentia, Sciuridae. The transcript is spliced from 10 exons. Bases 347 to 1849 code for a protein of 500 amino acids.
GCGCAUGUCCAGUAGUGAGCUACCGCUGUCAGCCUGAAGGAAGUAGUGAAGGAGCUAGAGAUCCCGUCAGUCCUGGCUAAGGGCGAGGAAGGCCCUGUUACUAGGACUUUAGCUAGACUCUUAAUGAGUGUUCCCUCGGUGGUUCUAAUCCGAGCUCCUCCGCCCUGUGAGUGUCCAUACUUACCGAAGGUUUCAGGCCCACUUUACAGAUUAACUCAGCAUAGGUCUGGCCGACCCAGCUGGACCCCCUGGGAGGUGAGCACUUACCUGCAGCCUCCCUAACAGUGACGUUACCGCGAUAGUGGGGCCAAACAGUGAUUGGCCCCAGGAAGGCUGCUGCAAGCCAAUGGCCUCGCUUGGCGCGCGGCUCUUCAAAGCUGCUCUCCUCCGCGGCGCUACCUGGAGAAAGGACUUUCCUGAGGGAUGGAGGGUACUGGGCCAGGAUCAAGAUAAGGAAGCUCCAGCUCCUGGGAGGCCAGAGACGCAGGGUGUCGCACCCUUGCUCGUCUGCAAGAAGCACCUGUGUUCCAGCCCUAUUCCUGGGACCUUGCGACCCCAGCCGGGUGGCGGCGGGCAGAGGGCGCUGCGGAGCAUGGCCGGAGAGCGACCCGGGGCUUGGUUCGGCUUCGGUUUCUGUGGCUUCGGGCAGGCGCUGGGCUCCAGACGAGGACGCCAGGUGCGCAGUCCUGAGCCGCUGCGGGCGGACGUCGACGUUUGUCGCGUUAGCGCGAGCUGGAGCUACACCGCCUUCGUGACCCGUGCAGGUCGCUUGGAGCUGUCUGGCUCCACUAAUGGAGCGGCAGACGACUGCAGGGAUGCUUGGGCCUCGGAAGGACUCCUCGUGGUGAUUCGCACCGGGACGGAGUCUGGGACUGAACUGCAGGCGUGGACGCCGGGCUCGGCGCUGCGUGGGGCGCCCCUUUGGACCCAGAAGCUGGCGCCUGAGGCUGAGGUGGAACACCAAGCACGAGAUGAGUCUGGAGCUGGCUCGCUGCCCCUGCUGCCUGGCGCCUGCGCCUACGUGAGUCCGCAGCCACCCUUCAGCCGGACUCUGGUCCCGGAGCUGCGGGCACGCCAGCUAGAGCUGGGCGCGGAACACGUGUUGUUGCUGUGCGCUGCUGGUCAGGUGUUCUCCUGGGGCGGGGGCAGGCACGGACAGCUGGGCCAUGGGACGCUGGAGGCAGAGUUGGAACCAAGGCUUUUGGAGGCGUUGCAGGGCUUACCCAUGGCCGAGGUGGCGGCUGGCGGCUGGCAUUCUGUGUGUGUGAGUGAAACAGGGGAUAUUUAUAUCUGGGGCUGGAAUGAAUCGGGGCAACUGGCCCUGCCUGCAAGGAACCUGGCAGAGGAUAAGAAGAUUUUUACAGAGGAAGGUCUGAAUGAAGAUGGUUCUGAAGUGAAUAGACUAUCUGGGGCUGAGGAUGGAGCCCCUGCUCCCUUCAUAUCUGUACAGCCCUUCCCAGCUCUAUUGGAUCUUCCCCUGGGCUCAGAUGUAGUCAAAGCCAGCUGUGGAUCCCGGCACACUGCUGUAGUGACAAGAACAGGAGAGCUGUACACCUGGGGCUGGGGUAGCAAGGAAGCUCGGAGGAACCUCUUGCCUGUAAUGACUGGUUGCCACUGGACUUUUGGGACCCUGAGCCUGGCCCUAGAGGCUUUCUGGCUCCAGUCUCCUGGAUUCACAGAGCAAGCACCAGCAGGGGGUAAAUAUGGACAGCUUGGCCACAAGGAUAGCACCAGCGUGGAUCAGCCCUGCCUUGUGGAAUACUUUGUAGAGAAACAGCUCCAAGUGAAGACAGUCACCUGUGGGCCAUGGAACACCUAUGUGUAUGCUGUGGAAAAAGAGAAGACCUGACAUGUGUGUAUGUAUCUGCAACCUGUCCCAGAGUUCCCGGAUUUGAGCACGAAGUCCCUCACACACUGCUUCAUUUUGUGAUUUUUGCAUUUCCAGCUGUAUCAAGGAAAGGCUGUGGUUAAAGCAAAAUAGUAACACACAAAAGGCUAGUCCUCUGUAGCAAGGAAUGUCUGGACCCAAAUGAAGAAGAAGCAUUUAUACUGUGAUUCCCAUUUUUUUUUUUUUUUGGUACCUGGGAUUGAACUCAGGGGCACUCAGCCACUGAGCCACAUCCCCAGCCCUAUUUUGUAUUUUAUUUAGAGACAGGGUCUCACUGAGCUGCUUAGUACCUGGCUUUUGCUGAAGUUGGCUUUGAACUCGCAAUUUCCUACCUCAGCCUCCUGAGCUGCUGGAAUUAUAGGUGUGCACCACUGUGCCUGGCUUCCCAAGAGAAAUUUUUUGAUGCAUUCUGAACAUAAGAUGUAAAGCUGUCACUAUGGGAGGAUCUCAGACCUCAAGAACAGGAUUCCAAUGUUGAAUUGAAAGUUUUUUUCAAUCAAACAGUAUGCUUGGGGCUGGGGAUUAUAGCUCAGUGGUACAGCGCUCACCUAUCAAGCUUGAAGCCCUGAGUUCAGUCCCCCAUAUCAUCAAAAUAAA